Messenger RNA from Sinocyclocheilus rhinocerous, 2650 nucleotides. Its product is annotated as transcriptional activator protein Pur-alpha-like. Bases 135 to 968 code for a protein of 277 amino acids. The transcript has a single exon. The record is from RefSeq and is a predicted model, not a curated record. Lineage: Eukaryota; Metazoa; Chordata; Actinopteri; Cypriniformes; Cyprinidae. Gene Ontology annotation, biological process: regulation of transcription by RNA polymerase II. Gene Ontology annotation, molecular function: purine-rich negative regulatory element binding; RNA polymerase II transcription regulatory region sequence-specific DNA binding; DNA-binding transcription factor activity, RNA polymerase II-specific. Gene Ontology annotation, cellular component: nucleus.
GCUGAACGCGGAGGUUGUCGUCUCCACCUUCAGGAAGCGUCUCUGGCAGCAGAUCUCGCGAGAGCUCCGCACCAGUCGCUUUUGCAGCAGGGCUGAGGGAGACGGAGAGAGAAGGUAAGCGGGGAGGCUGCAUCAUGGCGGACAGAGACAGUGGAAGUGAGCAAGGUGGAUUCGCCACAGGCCCCGGCCCGAUGCACCCGGGCGCCGCAUCGCGGCUCCAGCACGACACGGAGGAGCUCGCCUCGAAGCGGGUGGACAUUCAGAACAAACGCUUCUAUCUGGACGUGAAGCAGAACGCCAAAGGCCGCUUUCUGAAGAUAGCAGAGGUCGGGGCCGGGGGAAACAAGAGCCGCCUGACUCUCUCCAUGUCCGUCGCCGUGGAGUUCCGCGACUACCUAGGAGACUUCAUCGAACACUACGCCCAGCUGGGCCCCAGCAACCCUGACACGGUGCAGGACGAGCCCAGGAGGGCGCUUAAGAGCGAGUUCCUGGUGCGGGAGAAUCGGAAGUACUACAUGGAUCUGAAGGAGAACCAGAGGGGGCGGUUUCUCCGGAUCCGGCAGACCGUCAAUCGCGGGCCCGGCAUGGGAACCUCGCAAGGCCAGACCAUCGCUCUUCCUGCACAGGGACUCAUCGAGUUCCGCGACGCGUUGGCCAAACUCAUCGACGACUUUGGCGUGGACGAGGACCCCGCGGAGCUGCCCGAGGGCACGUCGUUGACCGUGGACAACAAGCGCUUCUUCUUCGACGUGGGCUCCAACAAGUACGGCGUCUUCAUGCGGGUCAGCGAGGUGAAGCCCACCUACCGCAACUCCAUCACGGUGCCCUGCAAAGUCUGGUCCAAAUUCGGCGCGACCUUCUGCAAGUACGCGGACGAGAUGAAGAAGAUCCAGGAGCGAAGCCGAGAGCGGAGGGAGCGCGAGAUGCAACCGGAGGGCCUGCACGGGGACGACGGGGACGAGGACUAAUGCAUACCUGUGCGCACAGGACAAAUGACAUGAUAAUCAGACGUUACUGUAAUGUGGGAUCGAUCUACACACACACACACAAAACCCUCACAGACUCAAACAGUUGCAUCUCUUCACUCAUCGCCGGAAGUUACCCACUUACCCACCAUUUAACAGUAAGACGCUGCUAUCGACAACAUGAUGUAUGAACCGUGUCCAGGAUGGUGCAGGAGUGUGUGCAUAUCCCUCUUUACCCACGUGUGUGACACAUUCAAGCUCUUAUGCACUGCAAAAAAAUCCACUUGUUUUCCAGUACAAAUAUCUAAACAUCCUGAAAACAAUAUAUAUUUAUAUAUACAGUUUUAGUCAGACCACUCAUGACACACAGCAAAGAAUGUAAAUACUAGAAAUAAAAGAACAUACCUAGUCAAUGGUAAAAUGACACGUAAUAUAAAAACAAUACGAUUCGAUAUGCUUUCUGAACACUUCAGCUCUGACACCUGUCAAUCAUGUUGCCAACUUGACAGCGGCCGCUUCAAGUGUAAAAACUGAUGACCUAAUGUUUUGUUUUUUUUUGCAGAUUUUAAAAUGUACUCUUAAUUUUUAAAAAAAAGUACAAAGUGGCGUGAAAAUGCUGUUCAUAUUCAGCAUGCACACUGGGGUUUUUAAUAACGAGAGCGUGCAAAGCGAGUGACGUCAUGGUAGCUUGUUGCCUAUUAGAGCAUCUGACCCCACUCGAACUUGUACAGUUCUGUUUGUCAAGUAAAUUAUUUUAAGGAUGCCGUGAAUUUGACUGGAAAACAAUGAUGGACAUUUUUUUGCAGUAUAAUACUAUUUCCAAAGGUGCAAAUUGAAAAAGAGGAAGAAAUAUAUAAUUAGUGCUCACUUUUGACUUCCAGCACAAAAGCUAUUAUUUAGGAACCGUUUGAACCAAAGGUUCAACAUGCAAACGAACAUCAGGAGUGAAGGAACAGUGAUGCGGCAGUGCUGUGAAUAUUUUAACAUGCACUAUUGUUAGAUUAUUCAAUUUAUAUAAAUGGAUGUCACCCCUUCUGGUUCGACUUAAAAGGUGCACUUGGUCAUUUUUCAUUAUUUAAGCAUUUUUUUCGCCUGGUUGCAUCAUGGGGUCCACCAUGUUGAGAUCACAUGACCAGCCAAAUUAUCAACAUAAACUCAAUGUUAUUAGCCACUUUCAUUUGCAGAAUACAUUUAUCAUGGCAAAAGAAGCUUCAUGUCUAACAUAAACCCAAAAUGACCGAGUGCACCUUGAAAUGCAUAUGAGGAGAUCUAGAUAUGUUUACUCGUUUGCCUUUUAAACUCUAUACACAAAGCAAAUGAGAUUGUUUGUUUGCACGCGUCAUGCAAUGUGUGCUUCGGUAGCCGCACAGCGAAGGCAUUGCUAAAACAACCGGUUGACGUUUGUUCCUGUUAAAUACGAACCCUGUUGCACCGUUGCCCACUGACAUUUGGACAGACGUCUCAUUGAAGUGCUAACGUAGAUAUACAAACUAUGAUUUUGUGAAUCAGAUGUACUUAGAUCCUUAUGAAAUUGCCCACGUUUUCUGUGGGAAUUUUUCUUUAUUUCGUUUUUGGGGACGGGGUGGGAGGGGGGCAGGUACUCAAAAAGGGGCUGUCCACUAGUGCGAGUUGUGUUAAUACCUGCGCGGAGCAUCCUCUACAAUAGUGGUUCUCAACCCGCGGCC